GUACAGAAGGGAAUCUCUUUUAUGACCAGCAGAGGUCACUGCAGCCGCAGCGAAUUAAUAAGCUUUUACUGUAGCUCAAUACUGCCGCUGUAAUCGCCUGUCUGGCUGUGUGUGUCCCGUUUUCAAUCAUUCUCUAUCUUCUUUCGUGUUCAGAUAUGUUCACAACCAGGCUUGUUUUCAAAAUCAAAAUGAAAUGAACUCGGUGGACGUUUUGAAGUUGGGAGUGGACGCGCUGAAAGAGGAGCUUCAACGACGAAGGCUGGACACCCGAGGCCCGAGAACAGAGCUCACAAAGCGGCUACAGGACGCACUCGAAGGCGAGGCCUCAGCAGAGGAGACGGAUGAAGAAUGGGAGGAUUAUUCUGAAGCAGAGGUGAAAGUGGUGGUGAAGGAGGAGGAGGAGGAGGAGGAGGAGGAGGAGGAGGAGGAGUGUGAGCUGGUGCCGGUGACGGACCCUCGCUGCUGUCUCGAAGAGGGGAGACCCCCCCCAGCGAGCCGCAAGAGAGCGCUGGAGGAGGGGCCGGGGCGCGGCGCACACUGCGAGAAACUCCAGCACAAGAGGACCCCGCCCCAGCUGCUGGACCUGGACUCGGGAGACUGGACCUACGGGACCCGGAAGCCCAAUUUCACGGAGUCGGAGACGCGGGUCCUGGUGGAGGAGAUUCUGAGGAACCGGCACACGCUGUUCUCCCCGGACUCGUGGCGCCCGCCCCCCCAGGAGAGGCAGCGGUGCUGGGGGGAGAUCAGAGAGGCGGUGAACGCAGUGAGCGAGGUGAGCCGCGAGGUGAAGGAGCUGAAGAGACGCUGGCAGAUACUCAAGAAGAAGAUGAAGGACAGGCUGGGGGGUGAGCAGGACGGCAGGGAGCUGAGGCUGUGUGGCUGGGAGGAGAGCAUCGUGGGGUUCCUGAAGGACGAGGUGACGGAGUGUGGGUUCGGCAGCCUGACAGGAUCACAAGCCCGGCCUCCCUCAGACACAGACUCUGCUCCGGAGAGGCUCUGUGUGGAGAGCUCCUCACCCUCCCCUUGCCUGCCUGAGAGCUUCCAGCCCCUCACAUUCAUCAACGAGGGGGGGAAGGUGCUACCCACAGUGCGCUCCCUCAAACCGGCCGCUCCGAGCCCAGGGCCAACACACAGACAGCCUGAGACUAAACCAGAGGCACCAUCAGGGGGGAAGCAGGCUGAGGUAGCCAGUAAACCCACGGGAGUGCCCCUCACAAAGCAACCGCCAGCCCCGGAGGAGCCCCCGCGUGCUGCCGAAGCUCUGGGGUCCCAGGCUACUCUGCUGAGGGAGUGGAGAGAGCAGCAGACCCAGCACACUGCUCUGCUGAGGGAGUGGAGAGAGCAGCAGCCCCAGCACACUGCUCUGCUGAGGGAGUGGAGAGAGCAGCAGACCCAGCACACUGCUCUGCUGAGGGAGUGGAGAGAGCAGCAGACCCAGCACACUGCUCUGCUGAGGGAGUGGAGAGAGCAGCAGACCCAGCACACUGCUCUGCUGAGGGAGUGGAGAGAGCAGCAGCCCCAGCACGUCGCUCUGUUAGGCUCCCUGAGCCAGCAGGUGUGUUCAGCCGUGCAGCACAUUGCAGACAUGGCUAACACCUUCAAGAGCAUGGCAGCCAGCAUGGCAGCUGUAGCACAGUCUGUGCUGUCCCUGGCCAGCAAUACAGAGGCUAUACAGCAGCAGGAGGAGACAGACGACAAACCCAGACAGACGUAACAGCAGGACCACACUGAGCCGUGAUACACGAUGCUGAGGGUGCACUUCCCUUAUUCAACAGCCCACUGUUUUAUAAACGCUGCAGCAGUUAUACAUUACCCUUGUCACUCUGUGAGGUCAUCACAGCUGUUCAAAGCCUUGUCACUCUGUGAGGUCAUCGCAGCUGUUCAAAGCCUUGUCACUGUGUGAGCUCAUCACAGCUGUACAAAGCCUUGUCACUCUGUGAGGUCAUCGCAGCUGUUCAAAACCUUGUCGCUGUGUGAGGUCAUCACAGCUGUUCAAAGCCUUGUCGCUCUGUGAGGUCAUGACAGCUGUUCAAAGCCUUGUUGCUCUGUGAGGUCAUGACAGCUGUUCAAAGCCUUGUUGCUCUGCGAGGUCAUGACAGCUGUUCAAAGCCUUGUCGCUCUGCGAGGUCAUCGCAGCUGUUCAAAGCCUUGUCACUCUGUGAGGUCAUCACAGCUGUUCAAAGCCUUGUCGCUUUGUGAGGUCAUCGCAGCUGUGAGGAGGUGAAGGAGAAUGCCUAAGCAAGUCCCAUCUGAUUGAAGUCUGCCACUACAGCACUGGAACCACUCAGCCCAAGUGACCUCAGCACAGACUGGGACUGUUUCUGCUGGUAAUGGAAACACAAAGUAAAAAGGACAGUUCCAUUUAAAGGGCAGAGGAACUCAUUACAAAUCUACUCUCUCUGCAAGUUAUAAGACUCUUUCAGUUUAAAUAAGGAAAUCAUUUGUUUUUGUAAUUGUUCAUUAAAAAUGGUUUGUGUUUAAAAAACAAAA
This is a messenger RNA of Acipenser ruthenus (sterlet), 2490 nucleotides long. RefSeq names its product t-SNARE domain-containing protein 1-like. NCBI's taxonomy places the organism in Eukaryota, Metazoa, Chordata, Actinopteri, Acipenseriformes, Acipenseridae. The transcript is spliced from 4 exons. The coding region runs from base 194 to 1714 and encodes 506 amino acids. The record is from RefSeq and is a predicted model, not a curated record. Gene Ontology annotation, cellular component: nucleus.